This is a messenger RNA of Penicillium macrosclerotiorum, 912 nucleotides long. RefSeq names its product class I SAM-dependent DNA methyltransferase. The coding region runs from base 1 to 912 and encodes 303 amino acids. The transcript has 2 exons. NCBI's taxonomy places the organism in Eukaryota, Fungi, Ascomycota, Eurotiomycetes, Eurotiales, Aspergillaceae. The record is from RefSeq and is a predicted model, not a curated record.
AUGCAGACAAUCCAGCAACUGCUGGCUUCGAAACCAGACAACGGAGACCGGCAGCCGGUCCAAUAUAUCGGAACAGUUGAAGCGUACGACAAAUGGGCGGAGGUCUACGACUCAGACGGUAACUUUCUCCAGCGUCUCGACACGCUCGAGAUGCGGACCCUGCUGCCUCGAUUCCUCAACCGCGUGUACGCCCGCUUUUCAGCCCAGGCAGCACGACCAGACAACAAAAUAACCCUGUUAGACCUGGGCUGUGGCACCGGCCGCAACACAAUCCAGCUUUUCGACGCACUCUCGCAAGCCUCAUCCCAGCCUGGCAACCCGUCAACGUCCGCGGUCGAAAUCGUCGGCCUUGACGCUUCGCCGGGCAUGCUAGACGUGGCGCGCACCGCGCUGCAGCAAGCCACCGCCGCAAGCGAUAGCCCCAGCCCCAGACCUCAUGUCUCGCUGGGCAUCCUCGACCUUCUCAAUCCAGGUACAAGCCGCACGCAACUCCCAGCCUCGCUGCGGGACUACGGCGCCGCGGGGGUGCUGUCGACGCUUGUGCUGGAGCAUAUUCCAGCCCGGGCGUUCUUUGAGGCCGCGGCCGGGUUGAUGCGGGCCGGAGCGUAUCUGCUGGUUACCAACAUGCAUGCAGACAUGGGGACGCGGAGCCAGGCUGGGUUUACGGAUCCGCAGUCCGGGGUCAAGAUCCGACCGACGAGCUACUGUCACAGCAUUCAGGACGUGUUGGCGGCGGCGGAUGCUGCGGGGCUUGAGGUGGAGGAUAUAGUUGGGGGAGAGGGAGAGGGCGGGGUCUUAGUGAAGGCUGUGGAUGAGCCGCUGGCGAAGGCGUUGGGUGUGCGAGCAGAGAAGUGGAUCGGGGUCGAGGUGUGGUUUGGAGUGUGUUUUCGGAAAAGGGAGGAGAUGAAGUAA